GUGUUGUGUUGUGUUGUGUUGUGUUGUGUUGUGUAGGAGUGCAUUAUGCAAACACUGGAGCUGACUGGUGUAGGUGUUAAGCUGUGGAUCCCAUUCUACAACGUGUUAAUGGAUCACAUCGGAUCAAUCGGAGUAAUCUGUUAAACUAGACAGGGACACAGAAGGCGUCUUGUUUAUUGCUUGAUCUCCAUGGACUGUCAUUGGGUCAAAACCGAAACCUGAAACCAUACAAAACCAACCACAUUCUCGGAAUAGCCCUUGAAAUGCCAGGCUGCUGCGCGUGCUUUCAUGGGGAUCUACUGUCUUCUUCUUCUUCUCAGCUCCUGAUAUUUUGACUCCGCGAUGGAAACCAUCAAGUCCAACCAAGAGGGAACAAAGUUGCACGAGUGUUUCGAAAGGACCAUUUCUUCUCUAGCCGUGGACGAUGUGUACGACAUUGCCAAGGUGAUCGGCUCCGAUGUGGAAAAGCUCAUCGACAGCUAUGGCAAGACGAGUGUCGAGACUCUGGUGCCUAAGAUAGUGAAAGUCCUCGAGCUCUUGGAGAGCUUCACAGCCAGCUAUCACACACAGAAAUCUAAGGAGGAAAAUCUACUGAGGGCGUUUGAAACACUACAGGUUCAAAAGAAGGAGACUAACAAGACGGACAGUCGCCAGGAAUGGCAGCAAAAGGAACAGAAAUGGAGGCUGGAGAUGGAAACAAUGCAGAAGGAAGUGAUGCAGCUACAGGAAGAGAACCAAGAGCUGCUGGGUCGCCUGGAGAGUUCCCUCUCUAAAGAAGACCGUACACAGCGUCAGGAGAGAGAAGUGAUGCUCAAACUUAAAGAGGUGGUGGAUAAACAGCGUGACGAGCUUAGAGCCAAAGUGCAGGAGAUAUCCAAGAUGUCUAAAGAGGUGGAAGCGCUUCAGGAGCAGUUGGAUCGCUUUAUGAAGAUGAACGGAGAGCUGAGGAAUAAACAGAGCAUGAUGCAGGCUCAGCUGAAGAGCACUGCCGAGAGGAAGGUAGACCUCGAGAUUGAGCUGAGUGAGAAACAGAAAGAAGUAGAACGACUCGUCACACAGCUAGAGCAGGCCAAGGCAAACACUGCUCCUAACCCGAAUAGUCCACCCAUUGACAUGACGUAUAAGGUGAUCAUUGACCUCCUGGACCCGAAUAGGCCGUGUUUCACCAAGCAAGAAAUACGAGACAUUUUGUUUGAGAGGAAUGAGCUAAAGGCCAAUCUCUUCCUGAUGCAAGAAGAGCUUGCCUUCUACCAGCGGGAGAUCCUGAACGAUGAGAGAUGUCCUGGAUUCUUAUUGGAAGCAGUGCGUGGAGCUAUAAAGAAACAGAGGACUGUCAUUAAGGCUAAAAUGCUGGGUAUACCAGAGGACGAAUGCAGCAGUGAUGAAGAGAAAGGUCCUUUGUUUGAAAAGAGAAAGGAUGAAGACUGUCCUGACAGCAGACCUCGGGAAUCACGCAUCAGAACCCUCUUUGGCUAUCUGAGCCGCUCGGGCAGUGAUAGGAGUGGCCAUCAGACCAGCAGUUCUGCAUGGGAAAUCAUCAACGCAGAUGAGCACGUGCCUGAAGUGGAGAAUGGGCCUAGAGGCUCUUCUUGAGAACCUUAAUGUUUUUCCCCAAUCACAACACCGGCAGGAGUGUGGACCUAACCAGCUAAAUCAGAAUUAGCCGUACAGCUAACCAAUGAGAGCAAAUUACCUAAAAAAAGCUCACAGAAGAUUGUAGGAUUAAAUUAAAAAGAAAAAUCAUGGAAAAUAUUUGGACUCUAAGACAGUCUGGCAUUUGUGUGAAUUUGAACAUAAUGGAGAAAAGAAAAGAGGACAUAUCCUACAAUAACAAUCUGUAAUAAUAGGUAAAUUUAUCUCAGAAAUUGUGUUUAUUAAUCGAAUAUAGAAAAGAAAGAACUCACAAUGAGCAAAAAUAUCUUAAUUUCGUUUACUAAAAAUUUGUAUUUGUGACUUUAGUUUGGUGUUGAUAUGAUAUACACCAUGAAUGUAUAUGAGGAAACAUCAUUAAUAAGAGUUUAAGGUGUUAUAUUUUUGUAAAGAGUGUAUUUUAGUAUGAUCUUUAAAGCCAAAGAUGCCAGCUUAUAUUAGAAGCAAGAGCAAAGAUAAUCACCCUGGUACUGUCUUCUGCCAGCAGGGGGCAUUACAGAGUUUUAUUUAUUUCCUUUUUUUUGGGGGGGGGCGUUAAUUUUGGGUCAAUUAACAGGACAUUUGUUUUGUACUGCUGAAAUGAUGUUAUUCUUUUAAUGUCAAAUCAUCCUUGUUUUUAAGAGUCAGGAAAAGAAAAUUCCACAAUCAAAUGUCAAAUUUCUAUCGAAUUUUAUUCAUUUAGUUUAUGACACUCUUUGAGUGGUCUUUGCAUUUAACUGCAAUAAGGAUGAACUUAUAUAAAAUAUAGGUUUUAUUCAGAAAAUUUCUGUAUUAAAUACAAUUUGCCAGCUUAUAUUUAAUCACUGGUAAGGUGAAGAACCAGCUGGUUAUGAGCAGGGUUUUAAAAAACCUUAACACUUAUUUGGAAGGCCAAAGAUUUUCGUAAAGUUGAGAUUUAUUGUGUACAUCUGAGAGGCUUUGUGUGAUAUCAUUCAGAGGAAGCUGCUGUUUCCUUUAGGGAAAAAUCAGACAGAAUAGUCUGGUGUUCAGAAAUAAAGGCACUGAGACUACGUCUGUCCUGUCCUGUCUAUACCAGUUUAAACUGCACACGUGUUAUUUACACAGAGUGAAUGUUGCUCAGAUUAUUUUUGUAUGGAGAUGUAAUAUAACUUGCCUUUGUAAUAUAAAUCUAAAUAAAUCUUUGAUGUCACUGGACUCUUGUGU
This is a messenger RNA of Hemibagrus wyckioides, 2814 nucleotides long. It is a transcript of the gene rilp, whose product is annotated as Rab interacting lysosomal protein. The transcript has 8 exons. Gene Ontology annotation, molecular function: protein dimerization activity. Gene Ontology annotation, cellular component: cytoplasm; ciliary basal body. Lineage: Eukaryota; Metazoa; Chordata; Actinopteri; Siluriformes; Bagridae. Bases 343 to 1593 code for a protein of 416 amino acids. The record is from RefSeq and is a predicted model, not a curated record. Gene Ontology annotation, biological process: cilium assembly.